Messenger RNA from Phycomyces blakesleeanus NRRL 1555(-), 1710 nucleotides. RefSeq lists its product as hypothetical. The transcript is spliced from 3 exons. The record is from RefSeq and is a predicted model, not a curated record. Gene Ontology annotation, biological process: ubiquitin-dependent protein catabolic process; establishment or maintenance of cell polarity. Lineage: Eukaryota; Fungi; Mucoromycota; Mucoromycetes; Mucorales; Phycomycetaceae. The coding region runs from base 1 to 1710 and encodes 569 amino acids. Gene Ontology annotation, cellular component: MUB1-RAD6-UBR2 ubiquitin ligase complex.
AUGAGAGAACCUAAUCUUUGCUUUCCAGCUCAAAGCAGAGCAGCCAUCUGCAUCACGACUGCGCUUUACGAUAGACGAGCCCUCGACUGCACCGCAACCCUCCCUCUAAUCAACUCACUUACCCAUCUCGCCUACCUCACCUCAACAUCUCCUCGCAUCAGAGAAAUCCUUGUGCUAGACAAUGGUCUUGAGCGACUUAUCCGCAUCCUGUCUCCCUCUACACAAUCCCUCGAUCCUCGUUCGCUCUGGAAAUGGACAUUGGCCUUCCAAUGCGUCAUCAACGUUGGCGUACGAGGCACCGAACACAUUCGAACCAGGGUUGUCGAGGCAGGGAUGAUUCCGAUUGUGAUGAACGUGCUCGAUAGCUUCUUAAAGGCCCAUGAGCUUGUUCGUCAGGACACCGAGCGCAUACAAAGAAAGAAACGAAUCCUAUCUUCCAUCAAUCCAUCCAGUCCCCCUGUUCACAGAAUUCCCUUGAGAGAUUCACUCUAUCCUGACCUUCCCUCACAAACUCCUCUUACAACAUCCUCAUCAUCUCCAACAACCACCACACCAAAUCCAACAAAUCCAAUGAAUAUGAAUACCACUAGAGCACUUGGACCAAUCACCCUUUUCUCUGCCCUGUCCCCAAUCACUCCUAUACCCCAACAGGACACUCACACACGUUACCCGCGCAGUCCCUCCUUUGCCACCCCCAGACGGUCUACUUUCCCGUACGUAAAGAUUACCUCAGCCCAGCGUCGCAGUAACCGCACAAGCCGGGAAAACCCUCGGUCACAAGCCCAAAGGGUCUCGCCUCACGAAGAAGAUAUCGUGAUGGCGCUCCAGCUCCUUGCCUAUCUCACCAAAUACUCUCACAUCCGUGACUCAUUUCACACGUGCUUUGACCGCAAUGUGUUUUCCCUUGUUGAGAAAUUUGCACACCGUACCCACCCAAAGGCUAUCCAGUACUGGGCCAGCGUCAUCAUGCGAAACGCCUGCCGGAAAGAUGAAACACAAGGCGGCAUACGUCGAUGCGCAAACAUGAGCUGUGGUAAAUGGGAAUCCGGACCGCGUGAGUUUGCUAAAUGCCGCAGGUGUCGAAAGGCCAAGUAUUGCAGUAAAGCAUGUCAAAGCAUAGCAUGGGGCGAUGGCCACCGCUGGUGGUGCUCCGAACGACAGGCUACUCGAGAACAAUCUCAUCUGGAUGCAGUUGCCACAGGAAACAACAAUAACAACAACAACAAUGGGAACGUCAGUGUUAAUCCCAAUCCUAAUACCAAUGGUAACGGUGGUGGAAGCAGUAGUACCAAUAGCAGCGUUGUUGCUGCUUCUGGUGCAGGUGGUAAUGGAUCAGGAGAUGGUGUUCAGCUUGGACCAUCUGCUAUCAAUACAGCCAAUAUGGGUGCACAGACAUCGACAACUGACUUGAGCACCAAUCCUAUCAACAAUACACAGCUUGGUGGCAAUAGUAAUAAUACUGUUCUUCAAGAACACAGCCACAAUCAUAGCCAUAACCAUAGCCACAGCCAUAAUCACCAUACUCUCCAUCACCAUCACUCCAACGUAAUUUCUAGACGUGAGAUUGAUACCGAUGCUGCCACAGAACUCUCCCACCGAGGAAUGAGUAUUCUUUCUGAUGUCGUUGUCGGUGCUCAUCCUGAGUCUUCUACCGAAAGCUCAGAGUCUAGAGAGAUGCGAUUGGAUAUGAACCUUAAUAUGGGACUGUAA